AUGCAAACCUCUUCUCGCAUCGAUGAGGUUGCCAAAACCGUCCCAGAAUCAGACCGCCUUGAGCAGUCGAAAUUGUUCGAAGAAGACAAAAAGGAGAUCUCUGUGCAAGAGGAAAACCUUUCUGGUAUCCGCGAAGAGCCGAAGAGUGACAUCCAAGAGAACAACCUCAACUUCAAUUUUUCAAAUGAACAACAACAAAGAAUUCCAUUGAACGAACCAAAGAAUAACAUCUUAAGAACAAAAGGAGCAAACAAACCAAGAAUCUCUGUUGCACAAACUGUUGGUACUUCAAAACCAGAAGUAAACGUCAAAGCUGAUGGAAAAAGACUUACCAUUUAUAACGCUCCCCAAAAAGAAGAAGGGUUAGCUGUUGAUAAAUCUUUCAACAUGUUCGGCCAAGUCGCCUUAGCGCCGUCUUCAAGCACAGCAACAAACGCUCUUGACGGUAAAAGAAUUAGACCGUCAAUAUUUGAAAAGGAGUCUGAUAAUAUAAAGGACAAAACCCAAACCAUCCCCCUCUUGCCAAGAGACGAAAAUAUGGCUCCAGCUUUUGCUUUUGACGCUAACACAAAACUUCCUGACGACGACACUCAACCAGAGAAAACAAUGAAGUUGGAACCAAAGAAAAUUCUUAAAUAUGAAGAUGACCACACACCAAGUAAACCACUUGAAGAUAUUGAAGUACACAGAGACCCGAUACCAGAAGACGACAGACCUCCUCUUGUUGUCGACCAUAGUAGCGAAUCCAUUGAGUACGUUGAAGAAAAACCACAAGUUGUUAUGGGACCAAAUGGCGGAUUUAAUAUCCCGGGACUUACCUUUAACUUUUCAAUGCCUUUAACUACAACAACCGCUCCUCAACCAACACAAAGUGAAAAUAAAACUGACACCAACAAUCUUUUCACUAUGCCGUUGUUUGGUGAUCAAAGUACAACAAACUUAUCAACCCCAACCGAAAAACAGAAUGAAGUGACAACUCAGUCCUCAAUUUUUGAUCUUAAACAAUUUUCGGGCAAGCAAGAAGCUAAUAAUAACGAAGCGGCCACAAAUAACAUGGGUUCUUUGGGAAAUUUCAACCUCCCAAUUUUCAACAUUGCCCCCGCAAGUGAACAAACACCAACAACAAAGCCGCUUCACGAUGACGAAGACAAAAUGAAGAACAUUUUUUCAAACCCUCUAUCAUCAAAAGAACCUUCAACCGUUGAUACAAAUAAAAAUGAGCCGUUUAUGUCAUGGGGUUGUUUAACAACGCCAGCAACAUCUUCAACAGAAACGAAAUUGGGCAAUAUAUUUGGGAAUUUAACCACCACAAAUCCACCCAAACCAGCCGAAAAACAGAACGAGAUGUUGAAUGAUUUUUCAACUGCAGGUAUUAAGCCAAUAGAACCUGCACCAUUUGGGAUGGAGCCUUUUGGUGUCAAAAAUGAACUUCGUACGAAGGGAAAAAGCAAUUCUUCUUCAUUACAAACAGAAUCUUCAAUGAAAAACGAUCCAAUAUCUCCAUUGGGUUCUUUUACUCUUCCAACAAAAACAGUUGAAACCAAUGAUAAGAAUAUCCAAACAGAGACUAAUGGUUUUGGUAAUAUUGGAAUGCCAACAUUAAAUUUCGGCACAUUAAACAUCGGUGGUUCACAACCUUUAACAACGACCUUGGGCAACAAUAUAUUUUCUUCAAAAGAAACUGGGUUCUCGUUUGGUGCAACUCCUUCGAACCCAUUUCAAAACACAACUUCUGGUGGAGAUGGACAACAAAAUCAAUUGGGAUCACAAGAAGCUGAAGACGAUAGAGCUGCUGCGAAAGAAUUAGAGGCCGAAACGGACACAAAAGAUUACACACUUGUUCAAUUAAAUUUAAAUGUGGACGCAAUCCCAUCAGAUACAUUGUUUACAGGAGUUGCAGCUUGCUGUAAGUUGUCCAAAACCACAAACGAAACAAACCAAGUGAUUGAAAAUAAAUGGAACUUAGUCAGUUCUUCCGUUAAAAUUAACGCAGUGAAAGAAAAGAAAGAUGGAAUAGCAAAAUUUACGAUGACAGUCGAUGAGUUUCCAAGACCACUUGCCAUCUCGAGAUUGGUUAAAGGUGCUUUUAUUAUACAGAAGAAAUUAUCCACAAUUGUCAUUAUUUCCCUCAUGAAAUACGACCAAGUCACACCUGAAAGAGAGUACUAUUCACUCAAAUUCAAUAGUGAGGCUGAGAGAGACAAGUUCUACGACUCUGUUACACCGUUUUUGAAUUGA
This is a messenger RNA of Entamoeba invadens IP1, 2238 nucleotides long. RefSeq lists its product as hypothetical. The transcript has a single exon. NCBI's taxonomy places the organism in Eukaryota, Evosea, Mastigamoebida, Endamoebidae. The record is from RefSeq and is a predicted model, not a curated record. Bases 1 to 2238 code for a protein of 745 amino acids.